AUGCUAGUGCUGGCAGUUCUUUGCGCUUCUGUCUACAUUGUGGCAUAUCCUAAUGACGACUUUGUGUACUUUGUGAGAAGUACAUUCGUAAUAUCAGGAGUGAACAUAAACGACUCGUCGUUCAUUGGCUUGUCUCUCAAGGCAGCUUGUCCAUUUUUCUUCAUGCAAAUGCCGUGCUUCUUUGCGAUAUUUCUCCUUUUUGCUGGCGUUGAUACUACACCACUCGUCACGAAUUCCGUUGAUGUCCUUAUCGCCUUGUCUCCACUGAUCAAUCCAAUCAUCACACUCGCUUUCUUGAGAGAUUAUCGAAAUUUCGUUCUUAUUAGACUUAGACUAAAGAAACCCUCGAACCAGCAACGAGUGACGAACAUUCACACGUUACGAGGAUCGAGGCACCUAAUAAGGACAACAAAUGUUAUGUUGUCGCGAGAUAUUCCAUUCUACAAACACAAGGAGCAUACCAAUAAUGGCACCAAGUUUCUAAAGAAAAGACUAUAA
Molecule: messenger RNA, 498 nt
Organism: Ostertagia ostertagi
Lineage: Eukaryota; Metazoa; Nematoda; Chromadorea; Rhabditida; Trichostrongylidae
Source: the annotation of a GenBank genome assembly